Acanthosepion pharaonis is the source of this 1431-nucleotide messenger RNA. The record is from the annotation of a GenBank genome assembly. Lineage: Eukaryota; Metazoa; Mollusca; Cephalopoda; Sepiida; Sepiidae.
AUGUCUUAUUCUGGGGAGAUUUCUUUACUUCUUCAUGUUGAAAUUCCUUUGUUUCCCUUUUUCUUUCUAUUCUUUGGUUACUGGAUAUUUUGUUUCUUUUCUUCAGUUUUUCUAUUUCUUUUUUCCUUUUUUCUUAUCCUCUCUUCUUCUAUAAAUUCUUACACUUUCUUUCUGUUUUUUUAUUUAUUUGCAAAUUAUCAGUUUUCUUUUUUCUUCUUUUUACUUCUUUUUGGUCUGAUUCUUCCAGUUCAUCUGUUUCAUGCUUUGUUGAUGGCUUUCUAUUUUUACCAUCUUCAUCCUUCCUUUCUACUUUUUUUCUUUUCAUAUUGCCUGAUCUUUUCCACCUUCUCUACCCAAGUUUCUUAUAUAGUCUCUUUUUUUCUUAUUUUCUGCCAUUUUUAUUUCUAUUCAAAAUCUUAUAUCUUUUUCCUCUAUUGUCAAUUUCUUCCUGCUGCUAGAUUUUUUCUUCCUUUUCUUACUAUCUUUCUAUCAAAAUAUUUUGGCAUUUCUUUUUUUCUACUUAUUCUUUAUAUCUUCCUCUUCCUUGCUUCUUCAUCUUUAUUCAUCUUUCAAUUUUCUUAUGCAUUCCUUGUUUUUAUUCAUUCUCUUCUUUUCUUCGCUUUUCAUUACUUCUUUCAUAUUUUUCUAUUUUUCCUUGUUUUCACAUAUUCUCUCUUUUCUCUUCAUUUUUAUUCUUUUUUCAAAUUUUUCAUUCUUUAUCUUUACUUAUUUUUUUCUUCACAUCUUUAUUUUUAUUAUUCUUUCAAUUUUUUGCACAGCUUUUUUUAUUUUUUUCCUUUUGUUCAUUUUUAUCUUCUCCAUUUUUUCUUCUUCAGUUCCUUCUUCUUGUUGAUUUUCUUUAAUCUCAUAUUUUUCUCCUUUUUUUCUUUCUUUCUUUCUUUCUUUCUUUCUUUCUUUCUUUCUUUCUUUCUUCUUACUAUUUGUCUGUUUGUCUAUAACUCCUCCUAUUAUUUUCUUUCUUUCUUUCUUUCUUUCUUUCUUUCUUCUUACUGUUUGUCUGUCCAUAUCUCAUUCUAUUUGUCCUUUGUUUUUUUAUUUGUUCUUUUUCCUCACAAUCUUUUCUUUUUUUUUCUUUCUUUCUUUCUUUCUUUCUUUCUUCUUACUGUUUGUCUGUCCAUACCUCAUUCUAUUUGUCCUUUGUUUUUUAUUUGUUCUUUUUCCUCUCAAUCUUUUCUUUCUUUCUUUUCUUUUCUUUCUUUCUUUCUUUCUUUCUUUCUUUCUGUCCAUACCUCAUUCUAUUUGAAUAGAAUUUCUCACCUGGGAGGAAUUUUAGGGUCUCAGCGGAAAAGAAGUCCAGAGAUUGGCAAACCGAAAUUAUUGAAUUAUUGGUCUUUUCACAAGCUUUCCAACUUAUUUUUGUUGCUUUUCCUCCUAAUACUCAGAUCUAUGGCUGUUAAUGAAGCAGUAUAG